This is a messenger RNA of Puccinia triticina, 594 nucleotides long. RefSeq lists its product as uncharacterized. The transcript is spliced from 2 exons. The record is from RefSeq and is a predicted model, not a curated record. Lineage: Eukaryota; Fungi; Basidiomycota; Pucciniomycetes; Pucciniales; Pucciniaceae. Bases 1 to 594 code for a protein of 197 amino acids.
AUGUCUGCCAAUGAUAGUUUGACCGCCAUAGUUUCAAGCCUAGGCGCUGUGUCUGGUAUCCAGUCAGCAAAUCCACCGGGCGCAGCCCAAAGCAGGACAAUUGCAAACAAAAAGAACCCUUGCUUGUCUACCAUAGCCAAUAAGGCUCAAGCUCGAGGAAAGAAUGCAAACCCUGAAUCGUCCGAAGAUGAGGACAAAGGCCAAGAAGGUGCCGUGAUCACUGUCCUCUUAAGAGAAACCAAAGCAGAUACCGCAAGAGCAGUAGAGAAGACGUCAAAGAAACAACUGUUGAAGGAGAUGCUAGCAGCUCAGACCGCAGGCGACAACAAGGAAGUCAAGCGCAUCAUGAAAAUCCUCUUGGAGGAGUCGGAGCCCAACCAGGUGGCAGUGCCGAGAGUGGCGAUCACAAAAAGAAUCCAAGACCCAACCGAGGACAAGGAUAAUUUCCAAGAAGGAGGAGUGACCUUCAUGGUCCAAGGCGUGAACACCUUUUUAGGUUUAGGACUCCCUCCGUUUUUUGAUUGGAACAUGAAGGAGCUUAAAGGUAAGCCAGAGAUAUUACUUAAACCGCGAGCAAUAGUUACAUGCAACUAA